This is a messenger RNA of Suillus subalutaceus, 1018 nucleotides long. RefSeq lists its product as uncharacterized. Bases 78 to 917 code for a protein of 279 amino acids. The transcript has 5 exons. The record is from RefSeq and is a predicted model, not a curated record. Lineage: Eukaryota; Fungi; Basidiomycota; Agaricomycetes; Boletales; Suillaceae.
CUCGUGCACUGACAUGCGGACAGCACGUUGUGGUGUGGUACUAUCCACCCCAACGCCUGGGCUGUCUCCGCAGCCUCAUGCCAAUGGCCACCACCUCUAUAAACCAGGACGCAAUUUUGAACUGGGCAGCAGCUCAGAUAACUUCGAUGGCUACUGGACUUUGCGAGAACUGCCAUAAGACGCCGAAAUUCGGUACUCAUAAGUACUGUGGCAAAACGUGCGCCACUCAGGCGGCCACUGUGCACCAACCUGCGCCUCGUGCGAAACCAGGACCACAUCCCAAAGCCAAAGUUCCUCCACCAGCCCAAAAACCGGGACGGCUCUGCGACUAUUGUGGGCAAAAGCCGAAGUUCAGUAAUUUUGAUUACUGCGGUAAAUCAUGCGCGUCGAAAGCCGCUACCGUUCCUCCUGCGCAACCUGCUGUGCAUGGACGAUCUGUUCCAAAGCAAGGCGUUCGCCUUCCUGCCACUGCUCAGCCUAUCAAAACUUCUAAAUCGGCAAUGCAUCACGCAGUGACCAAAGAUGGGUCCAGCGAGGAUGACGACGACGAAUACGCUGAUGCUGAUGAGGAAGUCGAAGACGAUACAGGCACGGACCUAGACGACUAUCCAUCAGAUGAUGAGGAAGAACCUACUCCAGCUCCUCCGUCACGACCAGUCAAGACUGCGCAUGCUUCGCUGAAACAAAGCACCUCAGCCCGUCAUGUUACUGGUACCUGUCUUGUCCCCAACUGUGGCAAACCGUCUUUUGUUGAUAGAGGUGGGGUGAAGACAGAUUACUGCUCCACACGGCACCGAGAAGAAGCAGUGACCCUCGGACUGGUUCCUGGAUGCAUUAUGUGCCAACGCUACCCACAGACUGGGACAGAUUACUUCUGUUCCACCGCUUGCAGAAAUCAGUCCAUGACGAAAGUCUAGACGGCUGUGUGAAUAUUCUGACUGUUCUGUACAUUACGUAGGUGUAACAUUUAUGUUAGGCUCGUGAUGGAGCUAUUUGUUAAUAAUGCGGAAUUCUGUAA